AUGAAGCUGGAAAAGGUGGUGUUCGCGCUGAACGGCCGGCGGUAUGAGGUUGCCGGCGGCGAAGUCGACCCAUCCACCACGCUGCUCGAGUUCAUCAGAACCAGGACGCCUUUCACGGGGACGAAGCUCGGCUGCGGCGAAGGUGGAUGUGGAGCUUGUGUAGUCCUUAUAGCAAAAUAUAAUCCAACAAAAGAUGAAGUGACUGAAUUUUCUGCAAGUUCAUGCUUGACCCUCCUGUACAAUAUAAAUUUCUAUUCAAUUAUCACGACUGAAGGUCUGGGAAAUACACAAGAUGGUCUUCAUGCUAUUCAGAAAAGAAUGUCCGGGUUCCAUGCUUCUCAAUGUGGUUUCUGCACUCCUGGCAUGUGCAUGUCCAUUUUCACUUCUCUUGCCAAUGCUGACAAAUCCAAGAAGCCUGAACCACCAAAUGGGUUCUCAAAGUUAACUGUAUCCGAAGCAGAAAGGGCCUUCUCAGGCAACUUGUGUCGAUGUACUGGUUACCGACCAAUAGUUGAUGCCUGCAAAAGUUUCGCUUCAGAUGUUGACUUGGAGGAUUUGGGUCUUAAUAUAUUCUGGAAGAAAAGCGAUAAACAUGCUGAUGUUAGCAAAUUGCCUACUUAUACUCUUGGUGGCGGAGUCUGCACUUUCCCGGACUUCCUAAAAUCUGAGAUCAAAUCAUCUCUUGAUCAACUAAAUGAUUCAUUUAUGUUCUCCGGGGAGGGAUGGUAUCAUCCAAAAAGUAUUGAGCAAUAUUAUGACUUAUUAAACUCUGGCAUAUUUAGUGACUGCUGUGUCAAAGUAGUCGUUGGAAACACAGGUUCUGGUGUAUACAAGGAUCAAGACCUAUAUAACAAGUAUAUUGACAUAGGUGGUAUUCCAGAACUGUCAGCUAUUUUAAGAAAAGAUAACGGCAUUGAAAUUGGAGCAGCUACACCAAUUUCUAUGGCCAUCAAGAUACUUGAGCAAGGAAAUGAAUCUAUAUCAGCUCCAAAGGGAAGUUUAGUUUAUAGAAAACUUGCCGAACACAUGAGCAAAGUUGCUACACCGUUUGUCCGUAACACAGCAAGCCUUGGUGGAAACAUAAUUUUGGCACAGAAAUACCCAUUUGCUUCAGACAUAGCAACCAUACUUCUUGGUGCUGCUUCCACUGUCCGUCUUCAGGUUGCUUCACAAGCGCUAGAGGUUACUUUGGAAGAGUUUCUGGAGCAUCCUCCUCUUGAUCCUAGUACUUUACUUCUGAGCAUAUUUAUUCCACAUUGGACUUCAGAUUCUCAGACAGAAACAAGUGUUGUCUUUGAAACUUAUCGAGCAGCACCACGCCCUCUUGGCAAUGCUGUUUCAUAUAUUAAUUCUGCUUUCCUGGGACUUGUCUCCUUGAAUGAAUCAUCUGGUGAUCCUGUAUUGAGCAACCUACACUUGGCUUUUGGUGCUUACGGGACAGAACAUGCUGUUAGAGCAAAAAAAGUUGAAGAGCACCUCACUGGAAAAUUGGUGACUCCAUCGGUUGUGCUUGAAGCAGUUCAUUUACUCAGAGAAACAAUUGUACCAAUGGAAGGAACAUCACAUCCCGAAUACAGAGUUAGUGUGGCUGUUGGGUUUCUCUUCAGUUUCCUAUCUUCAUUUUCUGAAGGCAUCAAAGGGCCUGGAAAAACCCUGAACUUCAGCUCUGCUAGUUCUGUAGACACAGAUGAUCUCUGUAACCUGCCAUUAUCUUCCCGCAGAGAAACAGUUUCCGGUGAUAAAUAUAAACCAGUUGGUGAACCAAUUAAAAAGUAUGGAGUUGAGCUUCAAGCUUCUGGGGAGGCGGUAUAUGUAGAUGAUAUUCCUGCUCCAAAUAAUUGCCUCUAUGGAGAGUUUAUUUACAGCACAAAACCUCUUGCGCAUGUCAAGAGUAUUAAGUUCAAGCCUUCUUUAGCAUCCGAGAAGAUCCUGACAGUUAUUUCUGCGAAGGAUAUUCCAAGUGGAGGGCAAAAUAUUGGAUCAUCAUACUUGUUUGGGGAUGAAAUACUUUUUGGUGAUCCAAUUGCUGAGUACGCUGGCCAAGCUCUUGGUGUUGUGGUUGCAGAAACUCAGAGAUAUGCCAACUUGGCACGAAAACAGGUUAUUAUUGAAUAUGACACAAAAGAUUUGAAGCCACCAAUCUUAACUGUAGAACAAGCAGUACAAAACAACAGCUAUUUCAAUGUUCCCCCAGAGAGGUAUCCAAAACAAGUCGGUGAUUUUUCCAAGGGCAUGGCCGAAGCUGAUCACAAGAUCCUGUCGACAGAAGUAAAACUUGCCUCUCAGUAUUACUUCUACAUGGAAACACAGACAGCACUAGCAAUUCCAGAUGAAGAUAACACCAUGGUUGUCUACAGUUCAUCACAGUACCCUGAGCUUGCGCAGAGUGUCAUAGCUAAGUGCCUUGGCAUUCCAUUCAACAAUGUGCGUGCCAUUACAAGAAGGGUUGGAGGAGGCUUUGGUGGAAAGGCAACCAAAUCAUUCAAUGUAGCAACAGCAGCUGCUCUUUGUGCAUAUAAGUUAAGGCGUCCUGUGCGGAUGUAUCUCAAUCGCAGUACUGACAUGGUCAUGGUUGGUGGUCGGCACCCAGUGAAAGCAUAUUACUCUGUUGGUUUCAAGUCUGAUGGGAAAGUUACAGCCUUACAUCUAGAAGUACUAAUUAAUGCUGGAAUUUCUCCAGAUGCGAGCCCCAUAAUACCAGACACUAUUAUAUCAGGUCUGAAGAAAUACAACUGGGGUGCUCUCUCAUUUGACAUCAAGGUCUGUAAAACAAACAAUCCGUCCAAAUCAGUAAUGCGUGCUCCUGGAGAUACACAAGGCUCUUUUAUUGCUGAAGCUAUCAUUGAGCAUGUUGCUUCAGUCCUCUCACUCGACGCUAACACCAUCAGGCAAAAGAAUUUUCACACCUAUGAUAGUCUGGUGUUGUUCUAUCCAGAAAGCGCUGGCGAAGCUUCUGCAUACACGCUACAUUUUAUUUUUGAUAGAUUACUAUCGACAUCGAGCUACCUGCAUCGAGCCAAAUCUGUCAAGCAGUUCAACAGUUGCAACAAGUGGCGGAAGCAGGGUAUCUCUUGUGUGCCCCUCAUUUUCAAGGUAGAACCAAGGCCAGCUCCUGGAAGAGUUUCUGUGCUCAAUGAUGGUUCCAUUGUGGUUGAGGUUGGAGGUAUUGAAAUUGGGCAAGGACUGUGGACAAAAGUACAGCAGACCACUGCUUUCGCUUUGGGACAGCUGUGGCCUGAUGGGUGUGAAUGCCUUCUUGAUAGAGUGCGUGUGCUUCAGGCUGAUACUCUGAACUUAAUCCAAGGUGGAGUUACUGCUGGCAGCACAACAUCUGAAUCUAGUUGUGCAGCAAUCCUUCAGGCCUGCAACAUGCUGAUUCACAGAUUGAAGCCAGUCAUGGAUAAGCUCAAACAGCAAGCAGGAGCUGUUUCAUGGGACUCUUUGAUUUCGCAGGCCUCUACGGAUAACGUUAAUUUGUCUUCAAGUUCGUACUGGGUUCCUGGCCAAGAGUCCAAUCGCUAUCUGAACUAUGGAGCUUGUAUAAGUGAGGUGGAAAUUGAUGUUCUUACAGGAGCAAUAACUAUACUAAGGGGUGAUAUUAUCUAUGAUUGUGGGAAGAGCAUGAACCCUGCAGUGGACUUGGGCCAGAUUGAAGGUUCCUUUGUGCAAGGAAUUGGUUUCUUCAUAUACGAAGAACACGAGACAAAUGCUGAUGGCCUUGUUGUGAGUGACAGCACAUGGGACUAUAAGAUCCCAAGUGUCGAUACCAUCCCAAAGCACUUCAACGUUGAGGUGCUGAAUACUGGAUACCAUAAGGACCGUGUGCUUUCUUCAAAAGCUUCCGGGGAACCUGCCGUAGUUCUUGCAUCAUCCAUCCAUUGUGCAGUGAGAGAAGCCAUCCGAGCAGCAAGAGAGGAGUUCGGAAGCUCGCCCUUAGUAUUCCAACUCGAUGUCCCUGCACCAAUGACAGUGGUGAAGGAACUGUGUGGUUUGGAUAUAGUGGAGAAGCAUUUGGAAAAUCAAUCUGCACAUCAAUUUGCAGCUGGGGCAUAAUAUGUAGGACGCUCUGAUGUUGUCAGCCAGACGGAGUGGUGUGAUCAUAUUGUGUAACGUUGGGUGGUGAAAUAUAUACUCCCUCCGAUCCAUAACAAGUGUAACGAGUUCAGUUUAAAUUCAAUUUGAACUGCGCUCAUGACCCUUUUUGGAUCGGAGGAAGUACUUGAAUGUUCGAAAUAUUUACAGUAUUCGGUGCCUCACACCUCUCUAAAAAAUGAGAAAAACCUCCUUUUUUUUUCAGAUGGUCGAUACAUGUAUUGACCUUAUGUGUUC
This is a messenger RNA of Lolium rigidum, 4329 nucleotides long. RefSeq names its product putative aldehyde oxidase-like protein. Bases 1 to 4053 code for a protein of 1350 amino acids. NCBI's taxonomy places the organism in Eukaryota, Viridiplantae, Streptophyta, Magnoliopsida, Poales, Poaceae. Gene Ontology annotation, molecular function: iron ion binding; 2 iron, 2 sulfur cluster binding; FAD binding. The record is from RefSeq and is a predicted model, not a curated record. The transcript is spliced from 10 exons.